This is a messenger RNA of Triticum aestivum (bread wheat), 4580 nucleotides long. RefSeq lists its product as uncharacterized. The coding region runs from base 3137 to 3883 and encodes 248 amino acids. The record is from RefSeq and is a predicted model, not a curated record. The transcript is spliced from 5 exons. NCBI's taxonomy places the organism in Eukaryota, Viridiplantae, Streptophyta, Magnoliopsida, Poales, Poaceae.
ACCUUUAUCGAUUCGUUCCUCAUCUCUUACCUCGAUCCCCUGUUCCGCCACCGCCCAACCCGAGCGCUGGCCGCUGGCCGCAUCGCCGCCACAGAGAAGUCGCGCCGCCUCUGCUCGAGUCCACACCCAGCGUCCCAUCCGCUCAAUUCCAUACCUCCACCCGCCGCUCUAGUCCACAGCCCACGCCGCCUCCUAUCGGCUCUCGAAUCCACUCGUCCACCGGCCGCAAGAUCUGCCGCCCGUGUCCACGGACGGAAGACAGGGAGACGGCGGGAGCGCAGGACAUCGCCUCCGCCCGACCAUUACCUUGGACGCUGCUUCUCCACAAUCUGGCGGGGGGGGGGGGGCUACUUCUCCACGUCGUCAGACCACGGCAGCUAAGGUUUGAGAGAUCGAGCUUCAGAACUCCCUGCUGUGCCUCUCUUUUAAUUUUGUCUUUAAAGGACCACACGACGCAUUCCAUUACAUAAUAGUACUGGGUAUAUCGCUGGAUCAUAAUGUUCAGAAUUCAGAAUUCCAUUGCCUUCACACAAUGCCAAUUGUGUUUCCCAUAACUUGUGAAAAACUAACCUACCACAUCUCAAUGCCUUGUUGUGCUGUUAGAGCUACAAAUGAAAUCUUGCAUUUAGAGCGUUGUGAGUCACAACGCAUACUGCAAAAUAUGAUGUCGACUUUGGCUUAGCUCAGUAUUACAAAAUUAUUCAGAAAUCAAUAUGCAUGCUGCAACAUUAUCAUUUAGAUUAGGAUGUAUUCCUGAGAACCCCAAUCCUCUGUCUGCAACCAUUAGAACAGACAAUUUUAUUACCUCUGUCAUAAAAGGCACAACCAUGUAUUUUGCGUUGAGCCCAUCAGUGCAAAAUUAAUUAUGUAUUAUAAUAAAUUAGCUGUUUGAAAGUACUGAUGGUUCAAUACAAUUUCAAUUUUUUAGCAUUAUAAUAAAUUCACUAAUGACAUUUGCUACUUUAACACAGCGAGUCGAUGGAUCUAACAGCCAUUAAAAAGUUACUCAGUUCUCGUAGACCAAGUGCAGACUACUUGGCUGGCGUAGAUGGUUUCCUUGAUUUUGCAUACACUGGAAAAAGUUCAGAUGCCAAGAUCCAUUGUCCAUGCGUCAGAUGUGUCAAUAGGAACUUGUUGAAGCGAGACACCGUAUAUGAUCAUUUGGUGUGUAAUGGAAUGCUACUUCGAUACACAGUUUGGGGUUGUCAUGGUGAAACUGCAGGAUACAUCUCCUCUAACAAACGAAAAAGGUCAAAACAGGAAGGCAUAAACUCUAAUAUGCGCCAGCUAGUCCAUGAUGUUUUCGGGAACAUAGAUAAUGGGUCUCAAGUGAAUGACUUCGAUGACCCAAACCCUCCAGAACAUGGACCAGAUCCUGAAACCCAAUCUUUUUAUGACUUGUUGAGAGAUGCAGAUGUACCUUUGUGGGACGGGUGUGAACUAUCAAAACUUUCUUUCCUUGUGCUUCUGUUCAACAUAAAAUCCAGUAACAAAUGGAGUAAUAAAUCUAUAAAUGAUUUGCUAGCAGUUCUACAACAAGCAAUUCCAAAUGGCAAGAAUUUACCUGGAACUUUUACCGAGGUCAAGAAGAUCAUUGGAAAGCUUGGGCUUAGUUAUGAGAGAAUUCAUGUUUGUGAAAAAGAUUGUCAGCUUUUUUGGAAAGAGAAGGCUAAUGAUGACUUUUGCUCAGUAUGUGGAGCAUCAAGGUGGAAAAACAAACCUGAUAAAACCGUGCUAACUAACAAGGAAAGGAAAAAAGCAACCCCGAAGAAGGUGCUCCGGUACUUCCCUAUUAAGCCAAGGCUUAAGAGGCUUUUUAUGCACAAGGAAACUGCUAUAGCAUUAAGAUGGCAUGAUGAGGAACACAUAAAAGAUGGAGAAUUGCGACAUUUAGCUGAUUCAGCGGCAUGGAAGGAGAUUGACUCUAAGUAUAAGCACAUCAGAUCAGAUUCUCGAAAUAUUAGAUUCAUAAUCACAGCUGAUGGAUUCAAUCCGUUUGGUAAGCUGAAUAGUAAACAUAGUUGCUGGCCUGUUGUCCUAGUACCCAAUAACCUUCCACCAUGGUUGUGCACGAAGGCAUCUUCUCUUAUGCUCACUCUGCUUAUUCCUGGUCCAACUUACCCUGGAAAGAAUUUCCAUGUAUUCAUGCAACCAGUUUAUGAAGAACUAACCGAGCUGUUUAUGGUAGGAACACAUACAUAUGAUGCAUCUCGAGGUGAGAUGUUUCAACUUUAUGCUGUUGUGUUGUCUAACGUGAGUGACUACCCCGGGCUAGCUCUCUUUGUAGGAUAUAGCGUAAAUGGUGAGUUUGGUUGUUUUCCAUGUCGUGAUGAAACAUGUUCUAAACGCUUGAAAUAUGGGCAGAAGUACUGUUUCAUGGGGCAUCGCCGAUUUCUGCCCCCAGAUCACAAAUUCCGUUUUGAUGCUAGAUCGUUUGAUGGAUCUGAAGAACAUAGAGCGGCACCUAGUGCUUAUGCGGAAACUAGAGUUGUAGAUCAAAUAAAAUCAAUUUCAGAUUUUCAAAAAUCCAAAACAUGGAAGUGUGUCAGUGGCCUAUUCAAUUUGCCUUAUUGGGACUUCAAUUUACUUCAUCACAAUCUUGAUAUCAUGCAUAUUGAGAAGAACGUAUGUGAAAACAUAUAUGGAACACUUCUAGGAAUAGAAGGCAAGUCCAAAGAUAAUUUAAAGGCACGACAAGACCUACAGCACAUGAACAUUAAACGAGAGCUGCAUCCACAAAAAAAACCUAAUGAUAAGUAUUAUCUGCCACCUGCUUCCUAUAACCUAUCUAAAGAAGGGAAGCAACAAUUUUGCGAAGUCCUUCAUCGUGCAAGGGGUCCGAAUGGGUUUUCAGGAAACAUCUCAAGAUGUGCAAAUGUUGUUCAAGGGAGAAUCUCAGGCCUUAAAAGUCAUGAUUGUCAUAUACUAAUGCAACACUUUCUACCACUUGCUAUUCGAGGUCUACUCCCAGAUCAUGUCACAUCUGUGUUGUUCGACCUGUGUGGGUAUUUUAGAGAAGUGAGUGCAAAAGUCCUAUACAUUAGCGAUCUUGAGAAGUUGGAGGAGCGAAUCAUAAUGACAUUAUGUCAUAUGGAGAGAAUAUUCCCACCAGGUUGGUCCAGUGUGCUACCGUUCGAUGUGGUUUGUGGAAAGGUAUAUAGGUAAGCUGAAGUCAAAUGUCCGUAACAAAGCUCGUCCCGAAGGAUCUAUCGCUGAAGCAUUUUUGGCAGAUGAGUGCAUGACAUUCUGUUCAAGAUAUAUUGUCGGUUUUGAGACCAAACAUAACUUGCCUUUGCAGAAUGAAGAUAACGACGAGUGGGUUGGGCAUCAUGAUAUUGCACAUGGAUCAAGAUUAUUUCCACAUUCUGGCAAUCCACUUGGAAAGCCUAGGAAUUAUGUACUAAGCGGUGUGGCAAAAGUACAGGCACAUAGAUAUGUCUUGUUCAAUUGCUCUGAUGUGAAUUCAUACCUUAGGGCUCAUGCUGAUGAGAUCACUAAUGGACGCAAUUUAAACCCUGAUGUUGUCGAGAGGAUUCAAAAUGAUAAGUUCCACGAAUGGUUCCAAGCUCAUAUAAAGAAAUUGGAGAAGGAAAAUGGCAUCCACAACAUUGAAAAGGAUAUUAGAUUGCUCGCCCGGGGCCCAGUAAAUGCAGCCAAAACAUAUUGCGCUUUCAACUCCCGAGGCUACCAUUUUAGGCCUAAACGCUUGGAUAAAGAGACACAAAAUAGUGGAGUCAUGGUAACUGCAAAAACUUCUAGUUAUGCUUCAGCACAUGAUGCCAAUCCUGUUUUACGUGAUGUGACGUACUACGGGAGGGUAAUUGAUAUUGUCGAGCUAAACUACUCUGGACAGUUUUCAGUGUGUUCUCAGAAACAGGAAUGAAAAAAGACAAGUACGGUUACACACUUGUCAACUUCUCACAUCUAAUACACAAAGGAGAAAAGAUUGAGCAUGAGCCUUUUAUUUUCCCUAACCAGGCGAAUCAAGUGUUCUAUGUGGAAGAUGAAUUGAAUCCAGGUUGGUCUGUGGUAAUGAAGUUGCCAAAGCCUAGAGAUUUAUAUGACUUAGGCAACUUGGAAUGGGAAGCGCAGACAGAAAAUGAGCCAUUCCAUGUUUCACAGCUUGGAGAGAGUUUGAAAAUAAAGAACAAUGAAGAACAUUGGGUUAGAACAGACGUUGAGGGGACAAUAGUGGAUGCUAAUAAUGCUUCGAGCAACGAAGAAUAACUGAGGUUCAGACUGCAAUGCUACAUGGAGGCAUGGAGGGGGUGGUCGGCUGUGUGCUUUGUGUUAGUACAAAACAUCCUACUCUUUUCUGCUUGCUGGCUUUCUACUGACUACUUGACCAACUUGCUUGGUGAUAUACUGCUGUGUGAGUCCAUGUGUUGGUCAAAACAUAGUAUACUCUUAUAUUCAUGCUUGGUAAUUCGGUCCGCUGCGACACCACAUGCUUGUUUGGAACAUCAUUUUGUACUUUGGUCAACAACAGUUCAGAAUUGAGAUACACGCAGCUUCUUUGGAACUUUAUUUUUGUAUACAUUGGUUAACAGUUCAGAAUUGGCAUACUCUUGCAGUGUUCA